CAAAAUCCGGGUAGUCCACAUCCCCGUAACCGCAAUGGCAGCAUCUUCCACCGGCAUCGCCAAGAUAAAGGCGACGCUCGAAGCGCUCAAUCAGCAUAUCCGUGAAGCCACGGAGACUAUUGCGUCUGAGGAACUGGCACCGGUGCUCGAUGGCGCGUUACACAGCGUCGACACGUUCCCAGAUCGUGACCUGGACCAAUUGGCGCGGACAGCGGUAGAUCUCAUGGACGCACUGCAGCUGCGGCUGGUUCCAUCCGUGAUGCUUCUGGCAGACGGCUUCUUCGGCUACCUGAACAGCAAGGCCAUGGCGGCCGUAGUCGAGGCAAAGGUACCGGACGUCCUCGAGAGCCAUGGACCGCUCACAGCAGAGAAGCUGGGCCCUCUCGUCCAGGUGCAGCCCACGCGCCUGGCGCAGCUCCUUGACACGUUGGUAAACAACGGAAUCUUCUCAUACGAUGCGUCAUCCGGUACCUUCUCCAACAACCGCUGCUCGACCCUUCUCCGCCGAGACCACUGGACAAAGUGGCACCUCUGGGCUGACCUGUACCCCAACAUAUUCUUCGACGUCAGCCGCUCGAUCCCUCAGGCGAUCCGUCUCGGGGAGACGCGGAACGCUGCUCAGAUCGAGUACAAAACCGACAUGAGCCUGUUCGACUACAUGGCAAAGCAGGGCAAGAGCGAGCAGUUCCACAACACCCUCGGCGCCGGCGCCGUCGCCAUGGCCAAGGGGCUUACGCUGGACUAUCCAUGGGGCGAGCUCGGUGGCGAGACACUGGUCGACCUCGGUGCUGGAUCUGGGGACUUCCUGGCGUCGGUCCUGCGACAGAACCCCGCGCUCCACGGUACACUAGUUGACCUACAGCACGUCGUCGACCUCAUCUCGCCGGACUUCAAGGCCGGCGACGGGAGCGGCCGGCAUGCCGACGUGGCGUCACGCAUGUCCUUGAGAGCGGGCGACUUUUUCGGCGACAUUCCGGCAGCGUCCGUGUAUACAAUCAAGUGGUGCCUACAUAACUGGAUGGACGAGGAUGUGGUGCGCAUCCUGAGCAACGCCCGCUCUCAUCUGGUUGCGUCGCCCGUCGCCCGCUUCGUCAUCUUCGAGUCAAUCAAACGACCGCUCCGAAGCGGACGACUUCCCCGAUAUGGUGACCUGGUCAUGAUGAUUACUGUCAACGGCAAGGAGAGGUCGGAGCAGGACUGGACCAGAUUGGCGGGCUUGGCAGGCUGGACAGUUCACCGCAUCAUCGACAUACGGAAUUCUUGGGUUUCAGCAAUUGAGCUUCGGCCGGCUUAAGGAGGAGGGGGAAAGAAGUUGGCGCUGCCUAGCGACCUGAUAUGUAGCUUGACUGCGCUAGGAACACGUAAAACCAAUGUGCGGGCUAAAGCUUACGCCGAUUCCUACCGUGAAUUUUUACAACCUAGGUGAGGCCAGAGGAAUCGAUUAUUUCUAAACGGCCAGUCAGCUUUCCUAUCAUGAUUUAAGAAGUCAGCUUAUACCUCAUUCCAUACAAUCUUAAAAUGAACUGGAAGCCACAGUCAAGACACGCAGUGAAGAGUUCCUGUUGUUACGACCCAACCUUUAUAGUCUUAACCUAAAGUCUGCCUACCCUGUAGGCCCAUUGUUAUCUUUAAAUAAACUUAAUUAAAAAGAAGUUAUAUAUAGUUAAUAUAAUUUACAGUAAUUGAGUUAUUUUGAAUUAAUACAACUUACAAUAACUAUAUUUAAAAUAACUAUAU
Trichoderma virens Gv29-8 is the source of this 1737-nucleotide messenger RNA. RefSeq lists its product as uncharacterized. The transcript has 3 exons. NCBI's taxonomy places the organism in Eukaryota, Fungi, Ascomycota, Sordariomycetes, Hypocreales, Hypocreaceae. Gene Ontology annotation, molecular function: O-methyltransferase activity. The record is from RefSeq and is a predicted model, not a curated record. The coding region runs from base 35 to 1294 and encodes 419 amino acids.